Molecule: messenger RNA, 2800 nt
Organism: Conger conger (European conger)
Lineage: Eukaryota; Metazoa; Chordata; Actinopteri; Anguilliformes; Congridae
Gene: acad9
Product: acyl-CoA dehydrogenase family, member 9
Exons: 18
Coding region: 72-1967 (631 amino acids)
Molecular function (GO): flavin adenine dinucleotide binding; acyl-CoA dehydrogenase activity
Source: RefSeq, a predicted model, not a curated record
UGAAAGGUAACGUUCGAAAAGUAACUAGCUUUAGAGGCAGAUGAAGGAGAGGUUCGACUCAUUUUCUUACGAUGAGUUUAACCAGAUUAUUUCUUUUUUCAAAAUCCGUCAAAUUCGGAAGAUUAUUGUCGCCGCGAGUUUUGCAGGCUGGGAAUGAAAUCACACCAUGUUUACAGUCUGAGCGCUUUUUCAGGACACAUACGCGAAAGCUAGCGUAUGCUAAGGACUUGUUUCUUGGCAAAGUAAACAAGAACGAGGUCUUCCCCUAUCCAGAAGUUAGCAGUGAAGAGCUAGAUGAGAUCAACCAGUUUGUUUCACCGGUGGAGAGAUUUUUUAACGAAGAUGUGGAUUCCAAGAGAAUCGACCACGAAGCGAAAAUUCCUCCUGAAACGUUGAAUGGGUUGAAAGAGCUUGGUCUGUUUGGAAUCCAGGUACCGGAAGAAUAUGGGGGUCUUGGACUGUCCAAUACUAUGUACGCCCGUCUGGGAGAAAUCAUAUCCUUGGACGGCUCCAUCGCUGUAACACUGGCAGCUCACCAAGCUAUUGGUCUCAAGGGCAUCCUAAUAGCUGGAAACGAGGAGCAGAAAGCCAAGUAUCUGCCCAAGCUGGCCACAGGGGAACACGUGGCAGCCUUCUGCCUGACAGAGCCUGGCAGCGGGAGCGAUGCGGCCUCCAUCCAGACCCGAGCCACGCUGAGCGAGGAUGGGAAACACUACCUGAUCAAUGGAUCCAAGAUCUGGAUUUCCAACGGGGGCUUGGCGGACAUUUUCACCGUGUUCGCUCGGACGGAGGUGGAGGACAAAGACGGGGUGAAGAAGGACAAGAUCUCUGCGUUCAUUGUGGAGAGGGCCUUCGGGGGAGUCAUCAGCGGCCAGCCAGAGGACAAGCUGGGCAUCCGCGGCUCCAACACCUGCGAAGUGGCGUUUGACAACACCAAGGUGCCGGUGGAGAACGUAAUUGGGGAAGUCGGAGGUGGAUUUAAGGUUGCCAUGAACAUCCUCAACAGUGGGCGGUUCAGCAUGGGCAGCGCCGGGGCGGGAAUGAUCAAGAAGCUGAUAGAGCUGACGUCGGAGUACGCGGGAACGAGGAAGCAGUUUAACAGGAGCCUCAGUGAGUUCGGAAUGGUCCAGGAGAAGUUUGCAGUGAUGGCCCAGAAUGCCUUUGUGAUGGAGAGCAUGGCGUACCUGACCGCGGGGAUGAUGGACAGACCCGGAGUUCCGGACUGUUCUCUGGAGGCGGCCAUGGUGAAGGUGUUCAGCUCGGAGGGGGGGUGGGUGUGCGUGAGCGAGGCCCUGCAGGUGCUGGGGGGGCUGGGCUACACCAAGAACUACCCGUACGAGCGCUACCUCAGAGACUGCCGCAUCCUGCUCAUCUUUGAGGGGACCAAUGAAAUCCUGAGGAUGUAUAUCGCGCUGACGGGCAUGCAGUACGCCGGAAAAAUACUGACAGGAAAAAUAAAGGAGAUGAAGAAGGGGAACAUCGGCGUGGUCAUGCAGAUGGUUGGGCAGAAGCUGAAGGACGCCAUGGGCAGGAAGGUGGAUCUGGGCCUGACCGGCAAAGAGGGAGUGGUGCACCCCAGCCUGGCGGAGAGCGCACAGAAGCUUGAGGAGAAUGUGUGCUUUUUCGGCUCCACUGUUGAGAGCCUGCUGUACAGAUAUGGGAAGACGAUGGUGGACGAGCAGCUGGUGCUGAAGAAGGUGGCAGACGUGCUGAUUAACCUGUACGCCAUGACCGCGGUCGUGUCCCGAGCCUCCCGCUCCAUCAGCAUCGGCCUGCGCAACCACGACCAUGAGGUGCUUCUCGCAAACACGUUCUGUUCUGAGGCCUAUUUCAAAAACAACUACUUGAUGACUCAGCUGCAAAAGAAUUCUCCUGAGAACAUCGAUGAUAAUAUAAAGAAGAUCGCUAAGGCGGUUCUGUCACAAAGGGCCUACAUCUGCUCCCAUCCACUUGAAAGGACUUUCUGACGAGGCCUAUGCAAAAGAGUGCAAAUAAACGUUCUGUAGUCUCCAGUAGACUACUCCUCCCCCUCGCCUCACAAGUACAUACAUGGAUCUUCAGUACCACAGCAUUGUCCAAUAGUGCUCAAUUAUCAGUUUUCACUCAUGAAGAUUUUGCAAUGCUAUUAAUUGAAAUGCUUACAUAGCAAUAAUUGUAAUAUAAAUAUUGUAUAAUUGAGUUAAAAUAUUAAAUAUAUGCAUUGCAAAAGGUACUUUGGAUAUAUAUAUCAUCUCUUUUUUUUAAUCUUUUUUUUUUUACCAGCAGUACUGUAGUGGUGGAGACGCACAGUUGUAUAGAUUUCCUGUAUAGAUCUACAGUGUUGGGUGGAUUGUCAUCUCGUUUGUCUCUGCCGUCUUUCACCGUACCACCGAAGUGCUUCUUACUAACAGUCCUGCAGUCUCAUAGCGCAUGCUUGUGAACUGAAAACGAGCGUGGGCAGAGCGGUCCGCUCCUCAGACCACGUGCAGGUAGAUAUCUCCGUAGGUUCUGGUCUCCAUGAUGUUCCCCACGGGCUGUCUUUGGGCAGCGCGGGCUGGGGUCUGGGGGGGCGAGUCGGGCUGCAGACGGCAGGCGGCCCUCUCCUCCUCUGUCAGGGACGGAGCGGCCCUUUUGUAGUGGAAAGAGUGGGGCCUCCAGUAACCUCUGUAGAGGAGAGACAUCGGUCAGCACUUGGCAUUUACUUUUUUUGUUUGUUUUUAUUUUGUAUUUUUGUAAACGCUGUGUUCUUGGCGUGUAUGUCAAAAUUAAUUUAAAAGACCAAAAGCAGUACGUAAUGAAUAUUAAAAUAACUUAAUGGUUA